Molecule: messenger RNA, 5428 nt
Organism: Cyphomyrmex costatus
Lineage: Eukaryota; Metazoa; Arthropoda; Insecta; Hymenoptera; Formicidae
Product: fatty acid synthase-like
Biological process (GO): fatty acid biosynthetic process
Molecular function (GO): fatty acid synthase activity; 3-oxoacyl-[acyl-carrier-protein] synthase activity; oxidoreductase activity
Source: RefSeq, a predicted model, not a curated record
AUGGAUAGUAAAGAAAUAUUGAACGAUAUUGUUUCCAAUGAGGAAAUCGUUAUUUCUGGUAUCGCUGGCAGAUUUCCUAAUUCGGACAACAUGAAUCAAUUACGAGAAAAUUUAUUCAAUAAAAUUGAUCUUGUAAUAGAUCAUAACCGAUGGGAAAAAGCUUUAGAGCAUAUGAAAUUUUCCGAGAAAUUGUCAUUCCGUAUGGGUACUGUCAAUAACAUACAAAAAUUUGAUGCGGAUUUUUUUGGAUUGUCUUUUGAGCAAGCACACGCACUCAUACCUGAAACAAGAAUGUUACUGGAACAUUCUUAUGAAGCAGUUAUCGAUGCAGGAAUUAAUCCAAAGCAAUUACGAGGAAAAAAUACUGCUGUAAUCGUAGGGAUGUCUACUAUUGAUACACAAAAGAAACUCUUAUGUGAAAAUGAUCAAUUAGGUGGUUUGAAUAUUGUCGGAUGUAGCAAAUCUACAGUAGCAAAUAUGAUUUCAUAUUGCUUGGAUUUAAAAGGACCAUCUCAAGCCGUCGAUACAGCAUGCAGUUCUGGUCUUUACGCCAUAGCCCUUGGUUAUCACUAUAUUAUCUCGGGAAAAUGCGAAGAUGCAAUUAUUGGAACUGCAAAUCUAUGUUUUAAUCCAUUUAUAAGUCUACAAUUAACUUAUCUUGGUGUUUUAUCACCUGAGGGUUGUUGUAGACCUUUCGAUUCCGCUGGAAACGGUUAUUCACGUAGCGAAACCAUAGCAGUAAUAUACCUUCAAAAGGCGAAAAAUGCAAAGAGGAUUUAUGCCAUAUGUCCGCAUAUAAAAUUAAAUAACGAUGGUUACAAAAACGAAGACAUAACAUGUCCGUCGAUGCAUACGUUAAUUACUUUACUCACAGAAUUUUACAAUGAAUGCGGAAUACCAAUAUCUUGUUUGGAUUACCUUGAAGCUCAUGGUACCGGUACCAAAGUUGGCGACUUUCAAGAAAUAAACGCUAUCCAUAAUGUUUUGUGUAAAAAUAGAGAAGUUCCAUUAAUGAUCGGCUCCGUAAAAUCUAAUCUUGGUCAUGCUGAACCUGCGAGUGCUUUUAGUCAAAUCGCUAAGGUAAAACACUAUUGCCGCAAUAGCGGAAACAGCAGCGUUGUGAGUGGACCCAUAGAAUCAGUACAAGAAUUUAUAAAAAAAUUACAGGUCCAAAAUAUUUACGUGAAAGAGAUCUAUUGCAACGUACCGUAUCACAGUUCUUAUCUUGCAUCAAUGGAAACUGAGCUUUUGUUUAAUUUAAAUAGAAUAAUUCCGCGGCCUAAGAAACGAAGUUCAAAGUGGAUCAGCACAUCCGUACCUCGUAACGAAUGGCUCACUUCAGGAAAAUUAUCAUCGGCAGAUUAUCAUACGCGUAGUAUAUUAAAUAUCGUUCUCUUUGAACAAACAUUACAUCUAAUUCCGAAUAAUGGUAUUACUAUUGAACUUGCACCAUGCGGUGUUCUGCAGCACAUAUUAAAAGAAUCUUUGCAUCCAGAAGUGACAAACAUUGUAUUAACUCAACGCACUGAACAAAACAAAGAUGUAAUUUUUCAAGGAAUUGGAAGACUCUACAAUUGUGGCUUACAACCGCAGGUUGCAAAUUUAUAUCCACCAGUGGAAUAUCCAGUUAGCAGAGGCACUGCUAUGAUUUCUCCAUUUAUCAGAUGGAAUCAUUUCGAAGAUUGGUUCAUACCAUGCUACGAAACACAAAAGUCCAUAAAAUCCAGAGAAAGAUACGUUGAAAUUUUACUCGAGGAUCACGACUACGAAUAUAUGAGUGAUUGUAUAAUUGAUGAAAGAAACUUACUACCCACGGCGGGUUAUCUUGCACUCGUUUGGGAAACUAUUGGUAUGAUGAAAGGACAAAAGCAUACAAUAAUACCGAUAGUUUUUCAAGAUGUAAAUUUUAUUCGCGCUAUUCAUUUAUCAAAACAAAAUGCUGUAAAAUUGAAAAUUGCUAUUCAAAAAGAUGGGAAAUUCGAAAUAACCGAAGAAGAUAGAGUUGUUGUGACAGGUACAGUGUACGAAACAUCGAAUCCCGAACUAGAAAUGACUUCGAUAGAUCUAUUAUGGGAGAACAGUGAAAAAGAAUUUAUGACUGUUCGGGAUAUCUACACAGAGUUGAAACUGCGCGGUUACCAAUAUAGCGGCUGGUUUCGUGGAUUAAAGAGUGCAUCUAUAUCGGGCAAAAAAGGACAUAUUAUUUGGAGAAAGAACUGGGUAACGUUCAUAGAUUCAAUGUUACAAAUGAAUAUCUUAGAACAUGAUACUAGAGAUUUGUAUGUUCCUACGAGUAUUCAAAAAUUAGUGAUCAAUCCCAUGCUUCAUGAUCGAAAGCUACAGGACGCAAAUCAUGAUGUAGAAGGUGUAACAACAAUGGAAAAACAAUUACAGGUACAAGUAUACAAAGAGAUAGACGUGAUUAUAGCUGGCGGAGUAGAAAUACAAGGUCUUAAAUUCACUCAAAUUACUCGCCGAAAAUUAGCUCAAAAUGCUGUUAUCGAGGAAUAUACAUUUGUAGCUCAUUGCGAUCGCGCUAAGGUUUCUUUGAACGAAGCAAUUUGGAUGUCGGCGCAACUUGCACUGGAAGAUCAUCAAAUUGUCAAAGUAACAGCAGUCGAGUUAGUGGAAGAUAACGAUGAUGUUUCAUUAGAAUGUCUCUCAUCUACGUUAUUGGUUAAGACAUUCCAGGAUACUCCAUUGAUACAAACGAAUAUCACUUUACUAACAUCGCCGAAUCGUUUUAAUUCAGCAAACUUAUCGCAAAACAUUUCAAUCGAAAAUUUGAAGAAAUCAUUUAAAAAUGAGCUUGAUAAUGCUCUAAUAGUUGCAGGAUUCAACCUUUUGACUAAAGAACAUACUUCGUUAAAGCGAUUGUUAUCAUUUUUAAGAGAAGGUGGUUACUUGUUAACGCGUGAAAAAUGUGAAGUAAUUGACUAUAAGAAAUAUUUACAACAAUAUGAAUUAAAUGUUAUUCUUGAAAAGCGCACUGAUAAAGAAAUGAUUGUACUUCUGAAAAAAAAAGUUUAUGUAAAAGAAAGAAUUAUUGUUUACAUAAAUAAUGAUAACUUUGAUUGGCUGGAGAAUCUAAAGCCGCUUGUGCGCGAUGAGAAUAAGCUCGAUAAGAAUAGCAGAAUUAUUAUUGUAGGAGAGAGAGAUUUUGAAUGCGGUUUAUUAGGUUUUAUUAACUGUAUAAGAAAGGAGCCAGGUGGUGAAUUUGUUAGGGGUGUGCUUGUUCAAGAUGAGGAAGCCUCUAAAUUCUCUCUUAAAGAUCCUUUUUAUGUACAACAAUUAGAUAAAGAUAUGACUAUUAAUGUAUUGCGAGCUAAUAAAACUUGGGGAUCGUACAGAUAUUUAAAAUUAUUAGAACCCGAAGCCAGACUUGUGCCUACCGCUCAUGUUUGUCAAAUGGUUCGAGGUGACUUAAGCACAUUCUGUUGGAUAGAGAAUAAUCGAUCAGUUGUGUCUCGUCGCGAGGAUUUAGUGCACGUUGUCUAUUCAUCCCUGAACUUUAGAGAUGUAAUGUUCGCGACUGGUAAAUUAACACCUCAUGAGGCGAUUUUAAAGGGACGGUUAUUUCAGUAUCUUUCUCUUGGAAUGGAAUAUGCAGGAUGGGAUGCUAACGGGCAACGUGUAAUGGGAAUUUGUGAUACUGAUUGUAUAGCAAACGUCGUUGUGAAAGAUAAAGAUCUGUGUUGGAAAGUACCCGAAACAUGGACAUUCGAAGAGGCGGCGACGAUCCCAUGCGUUUACAGUACGGCUUACAUGGCCUUAUAUAUUUAUGGAAAAAUGAAAAAAGGUAAUAAAAUACUUAUACAUUCUGGAACUGGCGGCGUUGGACAAGCAGCUAUUCAUCUCGCUCUUCACGAAGGAUGCGAGGUGUUCACUACUGUAGGCACGAAUGAUAAACGGAACUUCAUUAAGAAAAUGUUUCCCGUCAUCUCGGAUGGACGUAUUGGAAGUUCUCGAGAUACUAGUUUUGAACAAAUGAUAAUGCAGCAAACGAAAGGUCGCGGAGUCGACAUCGUGUUAAAUUCAUUGGCGGAAGAAAAGUUAAUCGCAUCCAUUCGGUGUUUGGCGCAAAAUGGUCAUUUUUUAGAGAUUGGCAAAUUUGAUCUUGUUUCUAAUAAUCCUUUAAGUAUAUCCGCGUUUCAGAAAGGUAUUAGUUUUCAUGGAGUUAUACUGGAGAAUAUAUUCACUGAUAAUUACAUGUACAAGUCCCUAUUGUCUAAAAUGAUAGCCGAUGGUCUAAAAAAUGGGACAAUCAAAUCACUUCAAGUAAAAGUUUUUCCUAAAACAAAUAUCGAAGAAGCUUUUAGAUACAUGGCUGGUGGAAAGCAUAUAGGGAAGAUAAUAAUAAAUAUCCAUGAAAAGAAUGAACCCUUAGAUAGGCACAUUCUCGCAUAUCGUCGCUAUUAUUGUCACAGAGAUAGAAGUUACGUUAUACUAGGAGGUCUAGGUGGAUUUGGUUUAGAAUUAACCGAUUGGCUUAUAUUUCGUGGUGCCAGAAAUAUCGUUUUGAUAUCAAGAAAUGGAAUAAAAAAUGGUUAUCAACGCAUAAAAAUUCGAUUAUGGAAGUCGUAUGGUAUAAAUGUUCUGAUUAUCAAGAAUAUUGAUGUUGCUGAUUUCAAAGAUUGCGAAUAUCUUUUACGAAUUGCGGAAAAAGAAGCACCGGUGGAUGCAAUAUUCAAUCUCGGUGCUGUGUUGAAGGACAAUAUCCUUAAGAAUCAAACCGCAGAGACAUUUGCAGUGCCUUUCCAAUCGAAAGUUCGAGCAACGCAGAUGUUGGAUAAACUUUCUAGAAAAAUUUGCCUAAAAUUGCGGCAUUUUGUAAUGUUUUCUUCCAUUUCCUGCGGUAGAGGAAUCACUGGACAGACUAAUUAUGGUAUGGCCAAUUCCGUUAUGGAGAGAAUUUGCGAGAAGAGAGUGGAGGAAGAAUUACCUGGAUUGGCGAUUCAGUGGGGAGCUAUUGAUGACGUGGGUAUUCUCGAAAAUAUGCAGGAGAUUAGUAAGAAAAUAAUUAUUGGUGGCACCUCACGACAAAAGAUAUCCUGCUGUCUCGACAAGCUUGAUAUGUUUUUACUUCAAAGCCGGCCGAUUAUGAGCAGCAUGGUUGUAGCUGAAAAAAGAGUGGAACGUCACGGAUUUGGUAGAAACAGUUUGGUAGCAACAGUUGCUAAUAUUUUAGGUAUAAGUAAGAUAAACACUGUAAGUCCAAAUUCAUCUUUAGCUGAACUUGGAAUGGGUUCCUUGAUGAUCGUAGAAAUGAAGCAUACUCUAGAACGAGAAUUUGAUCUAUUUUUGACAUUACAAGAGAUAAGCAAUCUCACUUUCGCGAAACUUACGAAGAUGUUUGUUACAAGCAUCAGUGAGUGAUGAAAUCGACAAACAUCGGUGAAAUGUAUCUAUAUAAUGAAAUAAAAUCGAU